This is a messenger RNA of Cladocopium goreaui, 7050 nucleotides long. The record is from the annotation of a GenBank genome assembly. Lineage: Eukaryota; Dinophyceae; Suessiales; Symbiodiniaceae.
AUGUUCCGGGGUGGGGGUAGAGGGGCUGCCAGAAUCACAGCACACAAGAAAGAAGAAAAUGGAGAAGCUGCGUUGUUACAUGCCCUUGCCAAUCUUUUGCGCGAUUAUAAGCCAGAAGCAUCUGACAAGCGACCGCAUCACCCAGCCUCCAAGACAAAGCCAUCAAGACAGCAAGCACCAGCCGAUGCUGCACAGGAGGGCCAACCCUCACCAGGAAACAAGCCUGACACAUCCGAGCAAAAGCUUCUCCAAUCUCUUGAGCGGAUCAUUGCCCGGGCACAGCGAGAGCCAGGUUCUCUUUUGCGUAGGCUCACUGGUCUUGUUCACACCGCUUCGCAGCAACACAGCAAGCAAAACAAGAGCCAAAACUGGCAAGAGCAAAAGAAACGCCAAAACAAACGCAGCGCUACCCAGGAGCCGCAAAAAAAGAAGGCUAAGUAUGACCCGAAUUCCGAACCCAAAGGAAAGGGUGCAGCUGCCAAAGGCGACAAGCCUGUUUCACAGCAACGCUCUAAUGACACCACAUGGGCUGAUGUGGUCAAGAACAAACCCAACCAAACCCUGGACAAAGGAAAGGGGCAAGGUUUCAGCCAAAAACAUAAAAAUAGCGCCCCAGCCCAAUCCAAGGGCCUCUCUAAACACGGCCCCAAAGGCCAAAAAGAAAGUCAGUGGACUCUGCUGGAAAGCGCAUGGGCCAAGGGCGCUUUGGUGCCCUUUGUCAAAGUCAAAGAAAAACUUGAAGCCGGGCAGUCACCAGAUGGAUUGGCUUGCGUGUGCCAGACCUUGCUUCAAGUUCAGGAUUUACAGCGUCUUGCCACGCUACACAAACUUGCAGAAAAGGGUUUUGCUUUGAUUUUAGCGCCAGACAAGACCAAAGCGGGUGAAUCCAAACCGGUGUAUUUGCCCACCUAUGAGAAAGGCCGUGUUUCCAUUCGCCAAUUUUGUGUUUUCCCCUUGCUGAAGACCCUGCCAACCAUGCCUACGCAGAAAGCUAGAGCCACGCAAGUUUCAGCUGAGAGAGCCGCUUUGGCAACUUUCCGCCUCACUGUUCCUAAAGUCAUGGUGACUCGUGAUUUGUGGGAGACUUUGAAGUGCAACCCCAGAAGUUUGGUCAACAAGACCUUUGGGGAAAAAAUCGUUCACUCAACGUAUGGGUGGAAAGAAGUCAAGUUUGCCAACAGAAAGCAAUCAGAACCUGAGAUCCUCUUGCAGGGCUUCCUGCGUUGCCCGGAGAAAUCUGUUGACCAGGUGCUGCAGCUCAGCGGCAAAGAUGGUAUCUUUGCUGACAGACUGACCAAUGAACGAAGCCCACGACCCAAUGUGUGGUGGAUCCCAAUCAAAGAAGGUGAAGACAUGACAAGCUACUUCACCAGAGCCACAGAGGAAGCCAAAAAGGGAAAUACCAACCUUUGUUUCCGUAAAGGUGGCAGCACAUGCCUCGGCCUUCGCCUCCAAGCCAAUAAAUCCAUCCCGCAGCUCCACGCAUGGACACUCCACGGUGCUCCCAGGCAUUGGUUUGGCCAGGAUGUGUUGCAAUGCUUAUUCGAUGCUGGAUGCAGCGAAGCAGCCAUCAUCAGACCACCGGGCAAGCAGAAGGCCUGGCUGGUCAAGGCCGUUGUGCCCGAUGAGAAUUCUCUUGGGGUCAUGGCCAUCCAUGCGGGAUCUCAAGUCAUGUACCUGAACCGUGUGAUUAACAAACAACGACGGUCAACUGAAGUCAUGACAGUGAUCCGCUCCAAAUACCCAGCCAAGAGCAUUCAAGUCAGCCCAGAUGAAGUUAACAAGAAAACGGUAGCCUCCAAGCCGGAGAGACCUCGCAGCCGGUCUCCCAACAAAGAGUCACAUGACAGUGCAAAAGACAAUUCAAAGGCGGCUCCCAGAGCCAAAUCUAAAGAAAAUGGUGUUUUCGCCAGAAUCGCAGAUAGAGUCACUUCUGUUGAUUGUGGGGGAGCAGGUAACUGCGGUUACAACUGCCUCGCGGCAGGCCUUGCCCUGGAUAAAGGCGAAACUUUUGAGCACUUCGAAGAGAUGCUGCACGCAAGAGGCAGAACUGUGAGAAACGAUAUUUAUAAACAUUUGGAAAAGCAUGCAAGUGAAUACACACCCUUCUUCACGCCUGCUGCAUCAAAUGAAAGUAUCGACGCCGGGCCAUCCCCCACCACUUGGAGUGAAUACAUGGAAUGCACUCUUCGUGAGGGACGUUGGAUCGACGGCAUCAGCCUCAAAGCUGCCAGCAAGAGAUUUGGAGUUCAAAUCAUCGUUGUGCCCUUGGAAGGUGAAGCUAAGGAUGAACCUAUGUCGUUUGGAGAAACUCGAUCAAGCCGUGAGCCCAUUGUUUUGAUUUUGAACGACCAGCAAGGCCAUUAUACAUUAGCGCAAUUGAAAGAAGGGCGACAGUGGCCCAAAGAAUGGAUCCAGGCGCCUCUUGCGUCUGUGGACAACCCCGCAUUUCGCGGUGGCGGGAAAGCAUGCUCAGUUGACACCCGUCAUUCUUGGAGAACAGCGGCUACUCCACAGGUGAGCCGUGCUAAGUCCGCCCAGAGCCACACCAGUCAGUGGCGACCGACAUCCACUCCAAAAACGGUGAAAGGAAAAAGCAAGACUCUGACAGCCAAAGAGCCCAGCCGACAUGCCUGGCGUUGUGUUGCCACGCCAUCGGCCACUGCCAAGUCUGAUCGGCGCCAUGAUCCGGCCUCCUCCAGACCAGCUCCGACUCGUGCAGACCCUGAAGCUGGAUCAGGUGCAGUCAAGGCCGGUCUCUCUGAGCAGUUUGUGUGGACUUGUAACCUUUGCAAGCAGGUACUCCGAUAUACCAAUAAGCGUAGUUUGAGCUGUGGGCGCAGACGUCAUGUGCAAAAGGCUCAUCCCAAGAAAAAGAAGUUAGUUGCCCCAUGCUUUCCUCGUCGCAACACAUGUUUGGAUCCCAUUGCUGAGGCUUCCGAAUAUCUUCCCUGCGAUCAAAGGGUAUGGUCAUGCCCAAAAUGUCACAAGGGCUUGCCGUCAAUGAAGCAGCACUUGUUGAAGAAAAGUCGUGAUAAGCAUAUCAUGCAAUGUUAUGGUUACACCAAAGCAAAGUUUCGAAAGCUUCGAUAUCGCAAUCCGGCAUGGAUCCAAGCCAAUUUGGAAGUUAACAGAGACAAUGCUGCAAAAACUAAGCAGAAAACAGAGGAUGCGCUCAAAGCCUAUAAUGAGCGCACUGCAACUCGAUCUUUUCGCAUUCCGCCCGCAUUCACCAGAGCUCAAGUGUCCUUUUUCAGUUGUGGCAUUUGCACUCAGAUCUUUCAGCGUUUUGCUAACCUCCGAAAACAUAAGUGUCCUGGCCAGAAAGGUCGGGCUGCCAUUUUGGCCAACCAUGGUAGGAAACGAAUGUGGAUGGUAUGCCGGCGUGAAAAUAAUGCAGAAAAGUUAGCCUUUUAUAUCCAUUCGUGGCAAAUCACCAGAACAGAGCUAAGCAUCAUCGAAAAACCACCUCGUGAUCGCAAAGACCAUCCAUUGCAACCAUGCCAAUGGAUUCGUGAUCUCUGCCAAGAUGGUGACGUCGAGCCAAACCCGGGCCCAGGUGAUCCGGGCCCCAUGAUGACUGGGCUCACGAUCAAUGCUGGCGGCCAAGACAACACAUGGUCUUGUGCCCGCUGGAUUGCCCAAGACCAGCCUGCAUUCGCAAUAAUCCAAGAGCAUUGCAUGUUGCCCGACAAGUGUGCCGAUCUCGCCAACUUCAUGACCCAACAUGGCUAUCGCAGCUGGUUUGCGGCCGUGCCACCGAUCCAACACCUUCGGGGUCAUCAGUACACAAUUGGCGGCGUGGCUUGUUUUGUAAGAAAAGAUAAAGGUGCCCGGCUGGUUCAACGGCAUGUUGCCAACGAUGGUCAGGCCCUUCUCUUGCAACUUGACCAUGCGUACUUGGCAGGGGCUUACCUACCACCUCGUGGCACCCCGGCUGAUGACAGCCUUGCUAUCUUGGAUGAGUGGGUUGCAUCUUGUAGCCAUAACGAGCCCAUUUUCGUUUGCGGAGAUUUCAACCAAGAACCUGACUUUGCUGACCGUUGGACAGCCUUAGCUGACCGCGGAGCUUGCCAAAUGGUCAGACAAGAAGACGGGACUCCCGCUCCCACACGAUGGGAAGGCCGCCGUGCUAUUGACUGGAUGUGGGCCUCCCAUCCUCACAUGAUCCAAACCGUUGAGUUUUCACAUACUGUCAUGGCGGACCACAAAGCGCUUUGUUUUACUUUGAACUAUUGUCAAGCCAAAGUUCAAUGUUUCAAGCAUGUCCCUACUCGCAACUUGACAAAGCCAGAAACUGUCCCACCGGACAAAUGGGCGGCUGCCCUCGAAGCCGCUUGGCAAAAUGCAGAAUGCCCAGCAGAAUCAUCCACACAACAGGAAUGGAUUGAAUUUUGCGGCAAUAUUGAAGAGACUUUCAAUGAAGCCGUGCAGCAAUGUGAGCUUACUUCUGCCAAGACCCACAGCAAAGCGGGUCGUCCUAAGGGUAGUGCAUUGCAAGUCAGACCCGUUGAGGCUACCACAUUCAGACUCAAACAGCAUGCCUCAUGCAGGGAGCUCAAAGCCCGUAAACUUUGGGGCCGUGUACGUGAAGCCAACUUGCGAUUGGCCCACCACGGCACUAUCCCUGCAGUCUUGUUGCAUCGGAUUUGGAACCACCCCUUGGUGCGUAAUCAAGAUUUCCAAUCCCUCCAUGAAAUUGAACAAUGGGCAGAACAUGAAGUGCAGGAAGUCGUGCGCCAGGAUCGCUUGACGAAAAUCCAAACCUGGCGACAGAACAUGCGCACGGACAUGGCCAAAGCGCGCCGAUGGAUCAGCAAACAAAACAAUCUGCCUGUCACUUCAGUGCACGACCCAAACCAUAAGGACAAUACUGCCACUGCCUCCAACCAUGAAUCUUUGGAGGCCAUCCACAGUUUUUGGAAUACCAUUUGGAAUCGCCAAAUGCCACCUGUUUCCGAAUCUUUUGAAGCCUGGCAGCAACAUACCCCCUCUAGGCCUGAGUUUCCUUGGACACCUCUGUCGGGCAAAGAACUUCACGCUAAUGCAUUGCGGCAGCAGGGUUCAGCUGCAGGUCCUGACGGCCUCAGUGGCAGUGAAAUUAGUCAGCUUCCAUUGAAAGCUUGGGAACAUCUCGCUAUUCUCUUAGCUCGCUGGACGGACCGUCAAGAGGUCCCUUCAGUUUGGCAAUCCACCAGACAAGUGCAUUUGCAAAAACCGGACGCAAAAUUGAGGCCCGCCGACGGGGCCAUCCAUGCCAAGGACCUUCGUCCAAUUAGCAUACAAUGCACAAUUUGGCGGAUCAUUGCGUCCACCUGGACAAGACGUAGAUCUACUCGAAAUUGGAUCAGCUCUUGGGUGCAUCCUACAGCUUGUGGAGGCGUGCAAGGUAGCGGUGUCGCCAAGGCAGUCGAUCUCCUUUUCCAAAAAUUCGAAAAAGGGGGUAUCUUGCUCAGCCUGGACUUUCAGAAAUGCUUCGAUACCAUCAAUCCCGCCUUGGGGCUUCAAUGCCUGAGGCAUUUUGGAUGCCCUCAGCAGAUGCUCAGAAUGCUUCAAGAAGUUUGGCAGCAAGAACGCUGGCUCACAUACAAUGGUGAAUAUUUGCAAGCUCCGGUCACUGUCACCUCAUCAUUGCCGCAAGGUGACGCCACCAGCCCGCUGACCAUGCUGGCGCUUAUGACCGGGCUUACCAAUCUAGUCCUUGCCCAAGAUAAUACUGCCUGUACUCUGGUGACCUUUUUGGAUGAUCGCAACAUGAUUGCCAGCAAUCCGAAGCAAGCAUACCAUCUCUGGCAAAUCUGGAAAUCCAAGUCUCAGCAGGUGGGUCUUUGGGAAAAUGAUAACAAGACCAAAGUUGUCCCCAGACGAGCUGUUUAUCGACAGCAGCUCAUCAACGAAGGGUUUUCUGACCGCCACGUGACCACGGCAGCUCGCGUCUUGGGCAUUGAUUUUACUGCUAGGCUUGGAGACAGCAACAGAGCCACUCAAGCCGAGCGAAUCAAAGGGGCCCUCGCACGCCUCAACCGCGUUGCAAUGAUGCCCAUAAACAUGCGCAUGAAAGCCAUACAUGCGGUCUCGAUUGUGAUCCCAAAGGCGGCAUGGGGGGCAUGGACGAGCCUAGUCCCUGUCCGUGCUCUUAAUGGCACCGUCAAAAAGCUUGCUGGAACUGGGCACAACCAAGCUUCACAAGACCUUUUUUAUUUGUUGGCUCGCCAUGGUCUCCACCCUGAGUUCUGCGCAGCAAUGCAAGCGUAUUCAUUCCUUACCACUGAAGUUCGCCGCCGCGCUCGUCCGUGGCCACAAAGAACCAUCAGAGGCACUUGGUUGCAUACAGUCACUUCCUGGCUGCAAUCCCUUGGCUGGGAUGAAGUUGGAGCCUUUCAUUGGAGACAUUCUGAUAUUCAGGUAGACAUCCAAUGGUCGCAUCCACUCAGUCCUGCGGAAGGAGAAAAAGAAAAACAUCACAUUCGUGAAACUUGGAGACGGCUCUUGUUCGAUCAAUUCCUUGCCAGUUCCCGCCGAGAUUCCCAAGCUGUUGGCAACCCUGCCUAUGAUGAAGCUUGGAUUACACGUGCCAGAAAAUUGUUUCAGGAGGCAGACACGCACGGUCGUGCGGUCAUGGUCGGUGCUGUUGUAUCAGAUGCCAGAUACGACCGUAUGAAGCGCCGUGAAAUUGCACAUUGUCAGUGGUGUCGUGAUCCUGAUGCCAUCCCUGGAUGGGUUCACCAUGCUUGGGAAUGCCCAGCUUUUGCUCAGGGGCGACCUCUGACUCCUGACAAUGCUUUUCAGAAAAUUCUAGGUUGGCCUGUUGGUCAAUCCGCAGUUGACAGAUCCGUGCUGGACCACUUGGCUCUUGUGAGGUCCCGUGUGUUGGAUCAACGUUACAGAGGAUACUGCAAGCUGCAGCACGGUUUGGGUGGUGCGGUGGUGCGGACGACGCGCCAAGUGCGGUCAACGAGGCCCUUGUCUCGCCGGAAACACCCAGUUCGAAUCGGCCCUGGUAUCGUAAGGUGGCUGGAGGAGCGUGUCAAGGGCAAGGUUCCUGCGUAA